AUGACUGAGCCGUCUCUUGCCCAGUAUUCCCCCCAUUACAGUUCAAAUUACACCGGUGCAGUAGCCAACGAUUUAUCGCGGGUCGCCUGUUCGGUACCCGGUCACGUCCCAUUUGUUGAUUUCAAAAUAGAACCGUGUACAACGACAAGAGAAAGGCUUAAUGCUGGAGGUUUCGGGAGGACGAUAACUGUGGUCCAGUACCGGUACCGUGUGAAGCUGAGAAGAAAAUUAUGUAGACAAGUAUGUUCUAAACAAAUGUUCUUCACAAAAAUGCCAAAUGAACACUACAUGGUAGAAGCUAAACUAAUCCUCGGAGCAGCAUCCGAAGACGUCCCAAACGCAGCAGAAAUAAAAACUAUUAUUAAAGACAUUUGGGAUAUACGCAUGUCCAAGUUACGGACCUCUAUGGAUGCACUGAUGAAGUCUGGAGGUGGUUACGGUAGGCUGGACCACUUGACUAUGAUGGAGAUUAAUUCUGCAAAGCCAUUACUGCCAUCGGCUAUGGAUUAUUUACUUCAAAUUCAGAAGAAAGCGCAGCAAAGAGUACAACAACCGUCAGCUCUCAACACAUCGACAUUCAGCCAGUCAGGAAGCUCUCAGAACACAUAG
Spodoptera littoralis (African cotton leafworm) is the source of this 609-nucleotide messenger RNA. Lineage: Eukaryota; Metazoa; Arthropoda; Insecta; Lepidoptera; Noctuidae. The record is from the annotation of a GenBank genome assembly.